Molecule: messenger RNA, 1633 nt
Organism: Arabidopsis thaliana (thale cress)
Lineage: Eukaryota; Viridiplantae; Streptophyta; Magnoliopsida; Brassicales; Brassicaceae
Gene: MYB3R2
Product: myb domain protein 3r2
Exons: 8
Coding region: 227-1444 (405 amino acids)
Biological process (GO): regulation of transcription by RNA polymerase II
Cellular component (GO): nucleus
Source: RefSeq, marked reviewed
GUUACUGAACGACAAAUCCUUUUCAGUCUCUCCUCUUUCUCUCGACAGAGCGAUUUCAAGUCUUUCUCUCAUAGAUUAGAACUUUUUGCGAUUGAAAAAACUCUUGUCCGUUCAAUUUAUAGUUUAAGAUAGUUAUGUAGUUUAGGAUCUCGUUGUUUUCUUCUAUAUUCUCGUUAGUUGAGGCUGUUAUUUAGGGUUUUAGGUUUUGUCAAUUUCUGAAAGACUUAUGACAGAGUCUAUUGAUUUAAAUCGAUCAGAGUCCGAGUCUGAUAACAACACCGACGACGUUACUCCUAUUUUUGCAAUUGAUGACUCUUCAAAAGGAUACAGAAGAGUGAGUGGUCCUACUAGAAGAUCAACUAAAGGAGGAUGGACAGCCGAAGAGGACCAAAUUUUGACGAAUGUUGUGAAGAAGUACCAAGGGAGGAACUGGAAAAGGAUUGCUGAAUGCCUUCCUGGGUCGGAAGAGAAUAGGAGGAAUGAUGUCCAAUGUCAGCACCGUUGGCUUAAGGUUCUUGAUCCAAGCCUCCAAAAAGGAGCUUGGAAAAAAGAGGAAGAUGAACUCUUAAGUGAGUUGGUUAAAGAUUAUAUGGAGAAUGAUAGGCCUCCAUGGUCAAAAAUUUCAAAGGAACUCCCUGGUCGCAUCGGCAAGCAAUGCCGCGAAAGGUGGCAUAAUCAUUUGAAUCCGACUAUUAUAAAAUCUCCAUGGACUAGAGAAGAGGAAUUAAUUCUCGUUCAAGCACAAAGAGGAAACGGCAACAAAUGGGCAGAGAUUGCCAAGCUAUUGCCUGGAAGGACGGAGAAUAAUAUUAAGAACCAUUGGAAUUGUUCAGUUAAGAAAAGGCUAGAGCAGUUUCCUAGUAACCUCUUCUCUGGUGUGGUCUAUGGUUCUAAACCUAGUUCUGGUUUUGAAUACAACUUUUUCAAUCAAAGAAACACGAUGGUCGAGAGUUGCAUAACAUCACAAAUCAAGGAAGCUGCAAAGAGUCCUCAAAGGGAUUUCUUGGAUUUAACUUUAGGACUGAAUUGGAGGAGCAUUUCUUCAUCCACAAGCUCUCUUAGAGGAGAAGAAUCAGUCUCAUCAUCAGUAGACUCAGUUUGUGCAAGACUCAAUGUUUCAGCGUGUUUAGAAACUCCACAGAACAGCAACAACGAUACUGUGUGCGUAAAGGAAGUGAGGGAGAUGAAAGAGAGACUUAGAAUGGCUGCGAGGACUUUCGACACACCCUCCAUUAUCUCCAAAACAAGCUCACCAGCUUCAGGUUUGAAACGGCUCAGACAAAAAUACGAUACACCGUUUCCAACAGAUGCUCGAAGUCACAUGUCAAGUGAGGAAGAUCACUCAGUUUCAGCUUCUCCUUCAUCCAAAUACAGAUUUGUGAAACGCAACACCUGCUCUGGCUCAAAACCCUUGGAGAGGCGUUUAGAUUUUGACUUUCUGUGAGAAGAGAAAGUGCUUUUGAUUUCUUUUUGCUUUUUAGCUUUCGUAUUUAGGAAUCAUAGAGUUUAAUAAUAACUCAUUAAACUUUGCUUUAUUUUCCUUGAUGUACAAGUAAACAUAGGUUUUAUGGUAGUCUUUUAAUUUAUUUUGUUUCCGAUAUAUUUAUCAGGAAGAAAGAGAGAAGCUUCUCUU